Salarias fasciatus (jewelled blenny) is the source of this 3082-nucleotide messenger RNA. RefSeq names its product RUNX family transcription factor 1 (gene runx1). Gene Ontology annotation, biological process: ossification; neuron differentiation; regulation of transcription by RNA polymerase II. Lineage: Eukaryota; Metazoa; Chordata; Actinopteri; Blenniiformes; Blenniidae. The coding region runs from base 348 to 1817 and encodes 489 amino acids. Gene Ontology annotation, cellular component: nucleus. The transcript has 8 exons. The record is from RefSeq and is a predicted model, not a curated record. Gene Ontology annotation, molecular function: ATP binding; RNA polymerase II cis-regulatory region sequence-specific DNA binding; DNA-binding transcription factor activity, RNA polymerase II-specific.
GCUGCUCUGAAAGUCUCGUGAACCUGCGUUCAUCUGCGUCUGACUGCGGACCGAGCCGGAAGACGGAAUUUAACGCUUUAAGACAGAAAGACGCUCUGCUGAGGCGGAAAAGGCCGAGUUUAACUUUUUAAGAGGGAAAAAGAAGCUCUGUUUUGGCGGAAAAAAACUGAAUUUAACUUUUUAAGAGGGCAAAAGACGCUGUGUUUUGGCGGAAAAAGACGGAAUUUAACGCUUUAAGACAGAAAGACGCUCUGCUGAGGCGGAGAAAGACGGAAUUGGACAUAUUAAGACGGAACCGGGAGGUUUGCAGCGGAGACUGGAGACUGUGGGACCACCGGGACGCACAAAUGGUGUUUCUCUGGGACGCCAAAUACGAUCCAGCCCCGGGCCGGCGCUACACCCCUCCAUCCAGCACGCUGGCCUCGGGGGGGAAGAUGGCGGAGGCCCUGCCGCUCGGAGCGCAAGAGGCCGCGGGCGGGGCCGCUCUGGUGGGCAAGCUACGUAUGGCCGACCGCGGCAUGGUGGAGGUCAUCUCGGAUCAUCCAGGAGAGCUGGUGAAGACGGACAGUCCAAACUUCCUCUGCUCGGUGCUGCCCACACACUGGAGGUGCAACAAGACGCUCCCCAUUGCAUUCAAGGUGGUGUCCCUGGGCGACAUUCCUGACGGGACCCUGGUCACAGUCAUGGCUGGAAACGACGAGAAUUACUCCGCAGAGCUCCGUAACGCCACGGCCGCCAUCAAGAACCAAGUGGCCAGAUUCAACGACCUGCGUUUUGUCGGUCGCAGUGGAAGAGGGAAAAGCUUCACUCUGACCAUCACGGUGUUCACUAACCCUCCUCAGGUGGCCACGUACCAGAGAGCCAUAAAGAUCACUGUGGACGGGCCCCGAGAGCCGCGGCGUCAUCGGCAGAAGAUGGACGAGGUCAAACCCGGUUCUUUGGCUUUCUCCGAGAGGCUGACGGAGCUGGAGCAGCUGAGGAGGAGCUCCAUGAGGGUGACGCCUCCUCACCACCACCACCACCACCACCACCACCACCACCAGCCCUCCGCCAGCAGCCGGCAGCCCGCCGCCCUCAGCUCCACCAGCUUCUCCAGCCCCACGCACUCUCAGAUCACUGCAGACUCCAGACAGAUGCAGUCAUCUCCAUCUUGGUCCUACGAUCAGUCGUACCCCUACCUUGGCCAGAUAGCCACGCCCUCCGUUCAUACAGCCAAUCCCCUCUCUCCGGGUCGCUCCUCCCUCAGUGAUCUCUCUUCCCGCCUGACAGGUCCUGACCUCACAGCAUUCAGUGACCCUAGAAUGUCUUUGGAACGACCUUUCACUUCCCUUCCGUCGUUGCCGGACUCCCGUUUCUCUGACCCCCGGGUGCACUACCCUCCGACAGCAACAGCCUUCACUUACACACCAUCCCACAACCCCGUUUCCAACAGUGCCCUUGGUAUCACUAUGGCAACGGCAAUGGCCACCACUCCAUCAGGACGGUACCACACCUAUCUCCCUCCUCCUUACCCUGCAAAUGCCCCACAUCAAGCUCAGAAUGCUCCCUUCCAGUCUACGUCCUCACCGUACCAUCUCUACUACUCAACCGCCACCGGAUCCUACCAGUUCUCCAUGAUGGCCGGGGGAGGGGGAGGCGGCGACUCUCGCUCUCCGCCGAGGAUCCUCCCGCCGUGCACCAACGCCUCCACGGGCUCCUCCAUCUUGCAUCCUUCAUUACCCAACCAGAACGAGGGUGUGAGUGUGGAAGUGGAGUCCAGUCACAGUGGCUCUCCCACGAACAUGACUGCUGCUGAGGCUGUGUGGCGGCCUUACUGAGCACGGAGCGGACCACCAGUGGUGGAGGAAGGGUCCUUGGGGGCUCCAAGCAAAAAAAUCCAUGGGGCUCCCACCCCAUCCGUGCAUACCAAAAAAAAAAAAAAGAAAAAAAAAGUUUUUUUUGCACACAAUUUCUGGGACAUUUGAUAUGUACACUGAAAAACUUUGAGAACCCCUGAUCCCUUCUAUUAGAUUCAGGUUCAGGGACCAACAGAAAUCCUGGAAAGCCCUGGCUUAUCAAUAAUUAUAUUAUACAAAAAAAAACAACCUUGCGGCUCGAUCGACGCAGUCAGCGCUGAAGGCAGAUCGGGCCAUGCAGGGGGCCCCCCAAGGGGGUUUGCUAUGUCGUUGUUUGAUAAUUGCAUCAUAAAUGCCCAUUGUUGUGGUUUCUGUGCAGUACAUGUAUUAGCACUUGGGGCACCCGGUCUCUCAGGCCCCACCUCUGGUGACGACCCUCUGCUGGUGUCAGGGCAGACGCCGAUAAGCAUGAAUCAAGUUGACUUCACUUAAGUUAAUGUAAAUUGUUAUGCCUGCCAAACUUCAAACCUGUGCUAUGCUUUUAUUACACUGUAAGAGGACGAUGGAGUGAGGUGUUCUUUCCACAAGUCAGCACUUUUACAGGAAAACUUCGAAGGAAGGAAAGAAAAGAAAAAAGUGGCAGUUUACACCACGUAGCUACAAACUGUUUCGAAAAGUGCUUUUCCAUUUGUUAGCUAUACAAGAGCACUGAAUUGUACAAAUGUUGAAUUUUUAUAUCUAGUUUCAGGAAUGAUCGCACUGAAUACUGUUCUUCGUCACUCAACCGUUAAGUCCCAAGCUGCACUGACCAAUCAGCAGUCAUUGAAUGUAGAGUGUCGCUGGUUCAUGUACACUUGGUGUCAUUGGUUUCUGUUGGGUGUGUCAGGAGAGUGAGAUAGGGAGCUCACGUCCCUGUUGAGGUGAAGCAGGGUGUUAUGGUUCCACCCUGACGAUGCAUGCUGCAGUACAGGGCCUCGUUUAGUUCAACAGAAACUUUUCCUCCUCUCAGCUGAUAACCUCACCUGCAUUUUGCUCACUAAAUGGUCUCUUUGUGUUAUUGUCAUCUGUCCAGUUCUUUAUGUGUUUAUUUAUUCACUCCUGCAGUAAAUCUUCAGUCACGUAAAGCAGUAUUGAUCUAAACUUAAAUAAACACAUACAAAUCUCCAAAUACUGUUUAAAGGACCUGUAUCCUGCUUUUUUAGCUCAUCCAAACCCUAUGAUUGGCAUUAACAUGGUAAUAGUUUAUU